GAUAUUGAAAUAUCUCUAAAAGCAGCUACAGCUCCUUUUUUUUGUCAGUUGGGCAGUUUGAGCUCUUGUUGGCAGAGUUGGAACCACAUCUGAAGAGGCAGAGAAAGGAUUGACCCAGAGCAGCGUUUAGUGAUGUGUCUGAGGUACAAACAGGAUUAUUUUAUUGUUUCCAUAUCAUUGUAUUUUCAGUAAAGUAUUGAGCUAUGAGUGCACUUGUUGCCAAAUGAAGGGUGUCUGAUUGGUCACACCUGUUUAUUUGCUUGCAAAAUCAGGAAAAUCGAGAAAAUAAUUGCUGCAAAUUUGUCACGUGAAAUUAUGGUGUCUGUGUAAACGGCUGAAGAAAACGUGAGUCAGAAAAAUACUUUUUUUCAAAGGCCUCAACCCAUUACAAGUCUCUGCUAAGCCAGUAGCUGCUAGGAGUUUUACAAGUUCCUCAAUAAAUCCUGAUCAAUUUUCGUUGUGUUAAAAAAGCAGGUCGUCGAAGGUAUUCAUCAAUGCAACUGUUUUAUCACCUCUGAGAUAAAGUCAGUGUAGAAAAAGAGUAGAUAAAAGGCUUGCAUUCACCCAGAUGUUCAAAGUCAAAUGUCAUGAGUUUGACAUCAUAGUUUUGUGCUGUGCAACUGUUAUCAGAACAUUUAUGAGAAGAAUUGAUAUGCUUGGAGACGUACGAUUUCAAUGGACUGGACAGUUUUCAGGUGAAACCAGUACAUCCCUGUUCACGCCACAUGAAGCGUCUGACUUGGUUUGACAUGGCUGUGAACACCCAUUACCUCAGCGAGCAUGUCACUGUUUUUGAUCUUUCCAUGCACUCUGCUACAUCAUUUCUACCUUCUAAUUGGGAUUCUUCUCACAUUGGAGCGGCACAAGCUUUCAAAGACAAAGGUAUUUUCACAGAGACAGGUGUGAAGCCUCCCAAGUGUUUGUCAGUGAUAAAAUGAAUUAUACUCUUACUAGAAAGCAGCCUUGAUCAUAACACUGCCAAACUUACUUUCUUAAUGCUUCUUAAAUCUGAACUGUUUGAAGAGUCUUACCAGUGUGCACUACAUCAGAACACCACAUGCUUUUUAGACUGUUAUUUUAAGCAGACAGCUGCUGGUGUUUGACCAUGUUGGUUUAGCAUGAGAUAAAAUAUGGGACUGAAACCAAGAUUUUUGGUGUUGAUGCUAUUGUUGUUUACUCGUAAACUGUAGAUGGAUUUUGUCUUGUUGUGUUGAUUUGGAAAUAAAGGUUUAAUCAUAUUUGUGUAAUGUACAUUGGAAUUGACAUUAGAUUGAACAGAUGAUGCUAGAUAUACACAGUGUUAAAAGGAAGGUCUGGGGCACCAGUUCAGCUCAGUGCGUUGAGCAUGCGACCACAUGCCAUAUGGCCGAGAGUGGCCGGCCUGGGUUCGUAGUCCGACCCGCGGCCCUUUGCUGCAUGUCUGCCCCUGCUUUCCUAUCCUCUCUUCACUGUAUCUGUCAAAUAAAGCUGAAGAUAUGGAUCCCUGAUUUUAAAUAAGAAUAAAUUUACUGUUAGGUACUUACAGUGCGUUCUACAUAUUCUCUCUCUCUCUUACUCAUAUGACAGUUUUGUUCUCUGCUUUUUUUUCUGAUAAAAUAAAAUGAUCCACCAGCAAAGAUUGUUCAAAACAAAAAUGCAAAUUUGUGCAGUCAUGAAAAUAUCUUGGUUAGAAAUGUUCUCUUUCGAUGUUAGUACUGCUACUAACCAGGGACGCUUUACCAGAUGGGCUCAUUAUUUUUAUCCACUUCCACCUGCCAGCAAUCAGUCACCGUAAUGAAUCCCAGAGCUUUUCCAAUCACAUCUAGAAAAUGACACAGUAUUUAACAUCCUAUUUGGUAACUGGUGAGGGGUAACGCAUGUGGACUCCCUCAGUUUAAUGCUGUAAAAACCAAGGGAGUAAAUUUGCUCUCUCUCUCCACCUCUAAACCAGCUGACACUAACUAAUUGACUUGCUGUACGGCUUAAUAAUACUAAAAGCAGGAAGAGCCAUCUAGCCAACUCAUUACAUAGGACUAAUCCUUUAUAGUUAAUUAACUUUUAUUUUUCCAGUGUGUCAAACAAGGGAAAAUGUAUAAUGCUGUCAAGGGUGGCAAUUUUUCUUACUUCUAUAUCCACCUGCUACAUGUGAGAGGGACAUUUUAAUGCCAAUGUUGGCACAGAAAUGUACGAAUAGGCUAAAUGCAGUAUGCUGAGAUAUUUUCAUGCUGGAAAAACACUAAGUUGAUUUUCAUGUUCAGAAAUUCAUAACACAUUUCUUGUAGCAUUCCAGCUCCAGCAUCUUACAAAUAAAUGAACAGCAUGCGUGGGUGGGCGGGUGUUCCAGCGUGGGAGGUUUUGCACUGUGGCUUUUCUCAUGCCUUUGAAGGUUGUGCAUUCAUGGCUGUAUUUUUGACUGGUGAAAAUCCCACAGAUUUGACUCACAUGAAUGGGCCUGCUGCAGACAUAUGUGGAUGCUGUUUAGUGAUGCGUGGUAAAGAGGAUGGUGUAAAACUCUAUCUCAUAAAUGAAGAGAGAUGGAAGAGCGAUUACCAUGUUCAGAUUUGAAUUUGAACUUUUAUUCUGGUUUGUCAAAAUAAGAGUGUACUAAUAAUCAUGGUCUCUCUCUCUCUCUUUCACGAGGGUGGCGUGGACACCCAAGUUUUGUGUAUGUAAUCCUACGUCAUUUCAGAAUGAGGUGACGUAGAAUUUUGAAAUUGAUACAAUAGUACUACUAAAAAUAUCGAGUUUGAGGUUUUCGAAAAAGGUGGCAACACAGAGUUUUCAAAUUGAUACCAUAGGUUCCUCUAUUCGAAGGCUGGCGCCUGUACAUUAUUUUAAUACUGAGUUUAGGGAUUAUUGUCAAUUGCUCUUAUUUGGCUUUUUCAAACACUGACAUUUUUAAGGAAGAAAUACAGAAAAAUUAUGACAACUGCAGACGUCUGUCCAAUGCAUGUGUAUAUAACCAAGUUCCAAGUACCUCAUUGCAUAUUUAAAGAUUUUAAAGAUUUAAAGUCCUUCCAUCCUAGACCCCUGGUUUAGUGUCUGAAAAUGUUUAAAUAAAAGCUUUGUGAAUAUUCUGUCAAGUCAUUACAUCCAAAGCAGAUGCAUCCAUAUAUAGCUUUUGUGUGUGCAAAAAUUAACAAUGAUUGCGAUAACUGUCUUUUGUUGUUUAUCUUUUUAUCUAUGAAGUUGGAUUUUGCAUUGGUGGUUGUUGGGGAAAAAAAACAUACGUGAACAUUCAACAAGUCCCAUGCUAGAAGUACCAGUACAUUGUGAGAAUUUUCAAGGUCACCUUGAUUGGAUUAUUCUUUGGUUCUUUGGUUCACAUCAAACAGAACUUGAAUGAAAAAUAUUAAUGCAUACUUUCAAAAGCUCUUAAUCUGUCACAAAUCUUACUUGCUGUCAAGGUUUCACAGAAACACAGAUAAAUAAAUAAACUGAUGUAAUCAUUUCUGUGUAUGUAUUAUUUCUGCAAUAUUUUUAGUUCUUCAAAUUAAAUUUUUGUUGUGGGUUUGUUGUUUUUCAAUUCGGUCUAAUCACACAAAUUACACCAUUAACCACAUUGCUUAGAGGUAAAAAAAAAAAACGGUACUUUUAAAAUCUUUAUAUAAUGCAAGUAGAGUAGUCGUAGCCUGCUUUGGUAGCAUGUACAUAUUGGAAUUUACACAUUUCUCUUUCUUGCUUCUAGGUCAUGGAACCAAAGGGGUGUUUGAGCUCUUGGCGGGCUGGAGGAGAACCAGGGAAAACCUCCCCUUCAAAGAGCGAGUUGCAGACGCGUUUGCCGACGUGAUGGUGUGCUACACUAUGACCAGUUCACUCUACAUCAUAACGUUUGGCAUGGGAGCUAGCCCUUUUACUAACAUCGAGUCAGUGAAAAUCUUCUGCCAGAGCAUGUGUGUGGCCAUCCUGGUCAACUACUUCUAUGUUUUCUCUUUCUAUGGCUCCUGCCUGGUGUUUGCUGGACAGCUUGAGCAGAACCGCUACCACAGUGUUUUCUGCUGUAAAAUCCCCUCAGUGGAGUACCUGGACCGCCAGCCCACAUGGUUUAAAACCAUGAUGAGUGAUGGCCACGACCUGUCCACACACCAUGACAGUGUACCAUACCAGAAUCACUUCAUCCAACACUUUCUGCGAGAGCACUACACAGAAUGGAUUACCAACACCUAUGUCAAACCAUUUGUGGUCAUUCUCUAUCUUAUUUAUGCUUCUUUCUCAUUCAUGGGAUGUUUACAAAUCAGUGAUGGAUCAAAUAUUGUGAACCUGUUGGCGAGUAACUCUCCAAGUGUUUCGUACGCUCUAACUCAGCAGAAGUACUUUAGUAACUACAGUCCAGUGAUUGGAUUUUAUAUUUAUGAACCCAUUGAGUACUGGAACUCCACAGUGCAGGAGCACUUGAAGACUUUGAGUCACGGUUUCAACAAGAUCUCCUGGAUGGACAACUUUUUCCACUACUUGCGGGUAGUGAAUGUGAGUGCAUCAACUAAGAACGACUUCAUCACCAUCCUUAAAGGUUCCUUCUUGCGUAGCCCAGAGUACCAGCACUUCACAGAGGACAUCAUAUUUUCCAAGAACAGCGAGACUGACGAAUAUGACAUCAUUGCUUCAAGGAUGUACUUGGUAGCACGAACCACUGAGAAGAAACGUGAGGAGGUGGUGGAGCUUUUGGAAAAGCUUCGGCCCUUGAUGCUGAUCAACAGCAUCAAAUUCAUUGCCUUCAAUCCAACGUUUGUGUUCAUGGACCGGUAUAGCUCCUCUGUCAUCUCCCCCAUUCUGACCUCAGGCUUCAGCGUACUCACCAUCCUCAUCCUCACUUUCUUCCUGGUCAUCAACCCAUUGGGAAACUUUUGGCUCAUCCUCACAGUUACAUCCGUGGAGCUAGGUGUCUUGGGUUUGAUGACUCUCUGGAAUGUCGGCAUGGACAGCAUCUCAAUCCUGUGCCUUAUUUAUACCCUCAACUUCGCCAUGGAUCACUGUGCACCACACCUGUACACUUUUGUGCUGGCCACCGAGCACACUAGGACGCAGUGCAUCAAGUUGGCACUGGAGGAGCAUGGGGCUGCCAUCCUGCAGAACACAUCUUGCUUUGUGAUUGGGAUCAUGCCCCUGGUGUUUGUGCCUUCCAAUCUGACCUACACACUGUUCAAGUGCUCCCUCCUCACCGCGGGCUGCACUGUGCUGCACUGCUUUGUCAUUUUGCCUGUCUUCCUGACCUUCUUCCCGCCGUCCAAAAAGAGGCACAAGAAAAAGAAACGGGCCAAGCGGAAAGAGCGGGAGAGGGAGAGGGAGAGGGAGCGGGAAAGAGAAAGGGAAAGGGAGGAGAUAGAGUGCAUUGAAGUCAGGGAGAAUCCGGAUCAUGUGACAAACGUCUGAACAGUUUGUAAGGAUAGCAGUCAAUAGUAGUGCUGGAUGCUGAGGUACCUCUUGAGGUGCAGGGGAAUAUGACAUUACCCCUGAGGAGUGAGAGGUCAUCACUCCUAGCCAAUAGCAGCUAAGCUGGCCAGAAUCGAGUACAGCCCUACUGGUCAGAUGUGUAGUCCUUCAGUCUGGACAGUGUAUCUCAUUUGCACAAACUGCAACACGGUCAUGGUUCUAAGGCUCUUUUCCAACUCUUUGGUAUAUAGAAACAAGUUAGCUAGCAGAACACAUGCUUGCUCAAUCUGUAAGUAAAUCUUGAACACACAGUAUGUUAUUCCAUUUAAAUAUUAGUAAUUAUGUGUUUGUCUCCUGCAGCCCUCUUCUCAAAAUGAGUGAGGAUCAUAGCAGUCUAUUAAGCCAAGGACAUUCAAACAAGUUGGCAAAAGCAGCAAGAGCGAUAAAGAGUGUACAAAUUAAAACUGUGCAAACAAUGACUGUGCACACACAUUACUCCUCACACCUUGAUAAAGGUGAAAAGAAACAAAGCCAAAUUGCGUGGAAAGAGAGAAGCAGUGGGCUGAAAGCACACUGCAUGCUUUUCUGUAUCAUUAUAAAUAACCGAACAGCUGAACUGGGCAGAUGGCAUACACUGUGUCCAUUAUGAAGAAUUAUCUUGCACAUUGCAGUGUGUGAUUAGAACUGUCAAGGUUUAUAUAAGCGGGAAGCAAAUAUUUCUGCUUUAAUUCAGAGGUUGUAUCAGGUCUUAGGCAACAGCAGAAGGAACUGCAGUGGGCUGCAGCAUAUGAAGAGGAAGUGAUAAGUGACAGUCAUGCAGGAGUCUUUGAGAAGGCAGUAAGCCUGAUUCUUAGAGUAUGACUUAACUAAAUCCUAAACUGCUUUUGAACCCAAGCAGCAAAACCAAAAGUAAAGAGUGUUUCCGUGGCUUGAAACGUCGAACUUCCUACCAGAAAAUGUUCCCCCAAAAAAAGUGUGUGACUGUCCCCAAAAGCUUACUGUUACUGAAAUUGGAAGGUCUGAAUAUGAGUCAGUACAGCGGUGGUGCCAAACAGUGUACAGAACAAAAGUCUUGGCAAGAUUGAACAUUUACAUGAAGUCACAAGUUAUUUGAGCUUAUUUAAAGGAUUGCUGGUUGAUGUUGCCCAGGUUGUGAUGUGAAUUAUAGCACAGGCUGUAAAGUAUAGUGUCAGUGUGAAAAGAAGACAAAGGAAUCUAGCUGUUGUUGCACAUGUAGGAAAACAGAAAUCAGGAAAGCAAGAGUUAUUCAGAGGUCAAGUUAAAGAAAUCGUUAAUGAGUUAUUCCAUCAAGGUUACAGAAAAUAGCGGGCAACAGUUAGCAUGGGAAGUGACAACAACACUGUAAACGUGAGGGUGAAGACCAUUACUGCCACCUGCAGGGUUAAAGCUGGUCUUGUCAAUAUAGUAUCAGUGCAUUUGGAUCUAAUCCUUCAAAAUAAAAUUCCAUCAAAAACUUGAGUUGUCCUCUGCAAAUACCCUUUUCAAAAUUCACUUUUUGAAGUGCAAAAAUGGCUCCCGUCUCCCCCAGAAGGUAAACAGAAUUAUCUACGUGUGCCAAGGCCCGAUAAGGAUCUCUGUUGCAGCCCCAAAACAAACACACCCAAGGUCAGCUGCCCUCAAAGAUACCAAUCACACUCUGACCUCUAGCAGGCAGGUCUUAGCUGGUGGCAUGUGAUAGAGAGACCCCAUAUGUGAGCAGAUGUGGCUGAUUAAAGGCCAAUACCUUCUUAGGGGACGAGCUGCUUCUUACAGGGCUGUCAUUGAGGGGACACUGCUGUUUCAUCCGUUUGUGCUGCCAUCAAGAAAGUGACUCACACAGGGAAAAUAAUCGGGCAGCUUGGGGGUGGGGAGGUAAGAAUGUUCAUUUGGACCAAAUGUCAGUGUGAAAUAUGUGCAUAUGUUCGCAAAAUGAGUGCAUACAUCUGUGUGAUGAAUGGCUCGUUCUCAAAAACACUAUUAAAAUGACUUAAUGUGUAAAUCAGUGAACGAAUGAUAGACAAUUGUGGAAAGGAGACUUCAGCCUGUAUUACUUUACCAUGAAUGGAUUAUUUAAAGUUUCUGCUAUUUGAAAAUUGGUGUAGUUUCACUUUCAUCAACCAGGCACUACUAAGAAAUGAUGAGUUUUAUACAAGCUACUUGCUGCAGCAGCUGCAGUCUUAUGUAAAAGCCAUGGUGUGUAUGUAUAGCAAGAAGGCAUGAAACGUUGACAGAAAUGCAAAUGAAAUGGGAAAGAAAUGCAAAUCCUAAACAAUUUACUUCCCAGACUGGACUGUGUUUGCAUGGCACUGUAUUGUAUGUAUGCAUGUAUUUAAUUUCUCUCUAUGAAGACUAUGUAUUUUUUUCUUUUUUCUAUUAUUUUGCUACACUGUAGUGACUUACGUUUGUUGUUUGUUGUUUGGAUGCAUACUCUGUAACACCAUGUGCUGCAAAAGAACAAAAUGUGUCAUACUUGUUUCAAAACAAAAGCCAGAGGAUAUUUGUGUAAUAUAGCUGUAAAUUACUCUUUUCUAUAUUUUCUAAGAAAACAAAUAUACUAUAGAAAGAUUUUUAAUGACAAAUUUUCUUAAAACAAGCAAAUUAAAAAAAAAAAAAAAAAAAAAAAAAGGGGGGAAAAAAUGUUGAACACAGUAGGCCAGUAAUAAACAGUGGAAUGUUACCAGUA
Molecule: messenger RNA, 8032 nt
Organism: Haplochromis burtoni (Burton's mouthbrooder)
Lineage: Eukaryota; Metazoa; Chordata; Actinopteri; Cichliformes; Cichlidae
Gene: ptchd4
Product: patched domain containing 4
Exons: 1
Coding region: 3625-5349 (574 amino acids)
Cellular component (GO): membrane
Source: RefSeq, a predicted model, not a curated record